Mangifera indica (mango) is the source of this 3569-nucleotide messenger RNA. RefSeq names its product dynamin-2A-like. The transcript is spliced from 22 exons. Gene Ontology annotation, molecular function: microtubule binding; GTP binding; GTPase activity. Gene Ontology annotation, cellular component: cytoplasm; membrane; microtubule. The record is from RefSeq and is a predicted model, not a curated record. Lineage: Eukaryota; Viridiplantae; Streptophyta; Magnoliopsida; Sapindales; Anacardiaceae. Bases 368 to 3154 code for a protein of 928 amino acids.
AAUUCUAAAGGGGAAGCAGGCAAGCGAAAACAAGAUUCAAAUGAGCGAGACUCGACAAAUACUCAAACUUCAUGAGAGAAAAACAGAAGCUUAAUUGAAAAUUACUUUUCGACUUUCGUUUCAAAAUCCAAACUUCUACCGAGAGAGAGAAACCCAGAGGGAAAAAAAAAAAAAAAACAAACAGAGAGAACCAAAGAGCAUCCUUUCUUCGUUUGUGGUUCCUUCUUCUCCUACGUCGUUUUGCUCUCUCGAUCUCUCUCUGUCCAUUUUUUUUUCUCACUCAAGCCUCGCCUCACUUCUAGAUCUUGCCCUUUCUGGUUUAAUCCAUCUCGAUCUCUUUCGCCGUUACUGUUAGCUAUUAGAUUCGAUGGAGGCGAUCGAGGAGUUGGCUCAGCUUGCCGAGUCAAUGCGGCAAGCGGCGGCGCUACUUGCUGACGAAGACGUUGACGAGAGUCAAAACUCGAAUUCUCGUCGGACUUCGACUUUUCUCAAUGUUGUGGCGCUCGGAAAUGUUGGUGCUGGCAAAUCUGCGGUUUUGAACAGUUUGAUUGGGCAUCCAGUUCUGCCAACUGGUGAAAAUGGUGCUACUCGAGCUCCAAUAAGCAUUGAUUUACAAAAGGAUGCUUCUUUGAGCAGCAAAUCAAUUAUUUUGCAAAUUGACAAUAAGUCACAACAGGUUUCUGCAAGUGCUUUACGGCAUUCUUUACAGGAUAGGCUUAGUAAGAGUGCCUCAGGCAAGAGUCGUGAUGAAAUAUAUUUGAAGCUACGCACAAGUACAGCACCUCCCUUGAAGUUAAUCGACUUACCUGGACUGGAUCAAAGGAUUAUGGAUGAGUCAAUGGUUAGCAACUAUACUGAGCGCAAUGAUUCAAUUUUAUUAGUUAUUAUCCCUGCUGCCCAAGCACCUGAAAUUUCUUCAUAUCAAGCCCUCAGAGUUGCCAAGGAGUAUGAUGGAGAAGGAACCAGAACCAUUGGUGUAAUAAGUAAAAUAGAUCAAGCUUCUGCAGACCCAAAAGCUCUUGCUGCUGUUCAGACUCUCCUUUUAAACCAAGGUCCACCAAAAACAGCUGAUAUCCAAUGGGUUGCAUUAAUUGGUCAAUCAGUGUCUAUUGCUUCUGCUCAGUCUGGACUGGAGACCUCCUUAGAAACUGCAUGGAAGGCAGAGAGUGAAAGUCUCAAAUCCAUAUUGACUGGAGCCCCUCAGAGUAAGUUAGGCAGAAUAGCUUUGGUGGAUGCUCUGGCACAGCAGAUCCGCAAGCGUAUGAAAAUCCGGGUUCCAAACCUCCUCUCAGGUUUACAAGGGAAGUCUCAAAUAGUACAGGAUGAAUUAGUUCAGCUUGGUGAGCAGAUGGUCCAGAGUGCUGAAGGCACAAGAGCUGUAGCUUUGGAACUUUGCCGUGAAUUUGAAGAUAAGUUUCUUCAACACAUUACUACUGGUGAGGGUUCUGGUUGGAAAAUUGUUGCAAGUUUUGAGGGGACUUUUCCAAACAGGAUCAAGCAGCUUCCUUUGGACCGACAUUUUGACAUAAAUAAUGUCAAGAGGAUUGUGUUAGAAGCAGAUGGUUAUCAACCAUAUCUCAUAUCUCCUGAAAAAGGUUUGAGAUCUUUGAUAAAAGGUGUCCUGGAGCUUGCGAAAGAACCAUCACGUCUUUGUGUUGAAGAGGUACACCGUGUCUUGGUUGAUAUAGUUUCUGCUUCUGCAAAUGCUACACCAGGCCUUGGAAGAUACCCUCCCUUCAAGAGAGAGGUUGUGGCCAUUGCAAGUGCUGCGCUAGAUGAGUUUAAAAAUGAAGCUAAAAAGAUGGUGGUUGCACUUGUUGACAUGGAGCGAGCUUUUGUCCCUCCCCAACACUUCAUCCGUCUGGUGCAGAGGAGAAUGGAAAGACAACGCCGAGAGGAGGAGGUGAAGAACCGAUCUUCAAAGAAAGGACAUGAGGCAGAGCAAGCAGUACUGAACAGGGCAACUAGUCCUCAAACAGGUGUUCAACAAAGUGGUGGAAGUUUGAAAUCAAUGAAGGAUAAAGCUGGUCAAGCAGAGAAAGAAGCAAAUGAGUCUUCUGCUUUAAAGACUGCUGGUCCGGAAGGAGAGAUAACAGCAGGUUUUUUAUUGAAGAAAAGUGCAAAAACGAAUGGAUGGAGCAAGCUGUGGUUUGUUCUAAAUGAGAAGACUGGAAAGCUUGGUUAUACCAAGAAGCAGGAGGAAAGACAUUUUCGUGGUGUCAUUACUUUGGAGGAAUGUAAUAUUGAAGAGGUUCCGGAUGAGGAGGAACCUCCCUCUAAAAGUUCAAAUGAUAAAAAGGCUAAUGGACCAGAUCCAGGGAAAGCAGCCAGUUUAGUCUUCAAGUUAACUAGCAAAGUUCAAUAUAAAACUAUUUUGAAAGCUCACAAUGCUGUUGUGUUGAAGGCAGAAAGUAUGGCUGAUAAGGUUGAAUGGGUAAACAAAAUAAGGAAAGUUAUUCAAUCUAGAGGAGGACAAGUAAUAGGUGCAUCCACUGAAGGAGGUCAUUCCAUGCGACAUAGUCUUUCUGAUGGUUCUCUUGAUACAAUGGCCAGAAGACCCGCUGACCCUGAAGAAGAACUUCGAUGGAUGUCUCAGGAAGUACGUGGUUAUGUUGAAGCAGUUUUGAAUAGUUUGGCUGCUAAUGUGCCCAAGGCAGUUGUUCUUUGCCAAGUUGAGAGAGCAAAGGAAGACAUGCUAAAGCAGUUAUAUAGCUCUGUCAGUGCACAAAGCACAGCAAGGAUUGAACAGUUGCUUCAGGAAGACCAGAAUGUGAAACGUAGAAGGGAACGUUAUCAGAAACAAUCCUCACUUCUUUCUAAACUAACACGCCAACUUAGCAUUCAUGACAGCCGGGAAGCUGCUGCCUCUAGCUGGCCAAAUGGUGACACUGUAUCAGAAAGCAGCCCAAGAACAAGCUUGGCUUCAGGAGAUGACUGGAGAUCUGCAUUUGAUGCAGCUGCCAAUGGACCUUCAGGUGGUUCCUUUGGUGGCUACUCACGAUUGGCAUCCAAUGGUCACAGUCAGCGUUACAGUUCACCAGUUGAGAAUGGUGAUGUGUACACUGGUUCAAACUCAAGCAGUCGCCGUACUUCUAAUCGGUUGCCGCCUGCACCACCACAGCAGUCGGGUUCUUCAGGUCACAAAUAUUUUUAGAUGGCUGACAGAGAUACUCAUAUAUCCACUGCAUUUUUAGUGGGUGAGGCCCCACUAACCACUCCAUGCUUCCAGCAUUUUGUGGUUUCUGAUUAUUACUUGAGAACUUCAUCGUUGGGUGUACAUAGGACCAAGACCAAGAAUAUUGGGUUUUUACAGCUUGCCCUAGUUUCACAACAGUGGAUCCAAUGUCUAUUGAAAUCCAUUUUAUCAUAUUCUUCUAUUCAUUUUUCUUCUUAUUCUCAUUUUUAUUCCUUUACCCAUUUUUGGUCCCAACAGUUGUAUUUUGCUUGUUUAAUUUUACGGUAAUAUAAACAUAAGUGCUUUUGGCCGCAGAUGAUUUCGUAAUAUUUUCAGCAUUCUUGUAAGGGGAGGGAUAUAUUAUAGUUGCCUUGUGUGAAAUAUUUUCUCCGAA